Molecule: messenger RNA, 4545 nt
Organism: Branchiostoma belcheri (Belcher's lancelet)
Lineage: Eukaryota; Metazoa; Chordata; Leptocardii; Amphioxiformes; Branchiostomatidae
Exons: 10
Biological process (GO): proteolysis; apoptotic process
Cellular component (GO): cytoplasm
Source: RefSeq, a predicted model, not a curated record
ACUACUUGGACCACUGGCUGAACUCAGUCCGCACACACACCCUGGUGCACGGGCGGGAGCAGACAGGAGAGCCGCGUGUCGUUUUGGUCCUCACGCACAAGGACAGAGUUGAUGAGUCAAACAUUGAGGAGUACAAGAGAGACAUACGUGAUCACAUCAGUGGUAAGGCCGCCGGUAAACACGUCUUGCCAAAGAUAUUUGUCAUCGACAACUUCAACGAGGACAACAGCGACAUUGACGAGCUCCGAGAAUACCUCCGUGAGGUAGCGAAGGGUCUGUGGUUCAUGGGCCAGGAGGUGCCGAUGACUUGGCUUCAUCUGAAGUCCAAACUGAUGGACAAGCGGAGAGAGGACGACCCAUUCUGCCGUUUCCAAGAUGUCGUCGAUCUGGCCCGGAGUGAUGACGUGGGCAUCACGGACGACAGCCAUGUUGCCGACAUUUUGACCUUCCUACACGACCUUGGUGACAUCAUCUUCAUCAACGAACCCGUUCUCCGUGAUCACGUGGCCCUUCGACCCCAGGUGAUGAUUGACGUCUUUAAGACCAUCAUCACCGUCCCGGUGUACCAACAGGACAGGAGCACGGAUGGGGAAGUUACCGACAUGUGGAGGAGGCUGGAGACGGAAGGCAUCCUCAGUGACAGGCUGUUGACAAUCAUCUGGUCCAAAGCAGAUCAGAAGAUGCAGAAACCCUUCCUACUGCGGCACAAACACUUCCUGAAGCGACUGAUGGAAAAGUACUACCUCCUCUGCAACGCCACGCCGAUCGGUGGGUUUGAUGACACAGAGGACGAGCCUAAGAAAGAAGAGAUCUACUUCGUACCGUCUCUCCUGGCCACAAAGCCUGACGAUAGCACCUUGUAUCCUGGGCACAUGACGAGAUACCAGCAUCCUCUGUAUGUCGUAUUCGACAACAUGUUCCUCCCAAGUGGCAUGUUCUAUCGUCUACAAGCCAUUUGUGUGCGCAGGUUCGGUCUUCAAGAGUCCCACGUGCUCGCCGGUUGCGGUCGCUUCCCUACCGACGAUGUAAAGCAACAGUUCGUGGUAACCAAAGUGAAGCACUACCUGAAGGUGGAGCUUCUGUCGGCUAAAGACCAGCCAGCGUUCACACAGGCCCUUCCUGUUAGAAAGUUCCUCAGCAGUUGUCUCUUUGAGAUUAAGGAGAAGUGGAUCCCGUCCAUCCAGUAUGACUGGUGCUUUGGGGAGGAGUCAGAAAAAGAAACCGAAACACCAGUAUUCUACCCACUGUCUGAUAUCGGGCACGAAACAGCAACGGGAUCCAGUCGUUUUCCAGAAGACUUCAUCGAUGUCUGGAUACGUGGCAGAAAAUAUGUUGCACAUGCAGAAAACUCAGGUGGUUCCGGACCCGUGAUGAUAGAGCCCACGCUGAACCCAGACGCAGUCCACACGAUCGGCCCUGUCCUGGACUGUAUGGAGACCUGCAGAGGGCUGAGUCUGGCACAGUGCGAUCGGAUCAGACACGAGCUCACAUUUGUCAGCAGGUUCAAAGAGCUGGUUGCCACCGUCAACAGGGCCGGAGACACGUGCCGUCGCUUGCUGGGAGCGUCCGUGGAAGUUUGUCUGCCUGAGAGAGCACCCAUGUUCCACAAGGAAGAGAGAGGGAACGAACUUGUUCUCCUACACACCGGAGACUACAACGACAAGCUCACCCAGCCACUGUUGAAACAGGCAGUCCAAUCGUCCAGCAGGUACGGUGUAACAGUGUCUGAAGACGUCAUCAAACCAGGAGAAAUCAUCACAGACAAACUCUUGUACCAUCUUCUCCAACGGAACGUCAGGAUGGUCGUACCGAUCAUCACACCCCAGACUCUCCACAAGAGACACUGGUCCACGCUCGGGUACGAAUUCUGUGUACAGAACAAGAACCUGGUCUUCCCGGUCUUCGCCUACCCUGAAGGAACCAGAGAGCGUUUGCUAGAGGUGCUCGGCAGGCGCUGUGCGGGGAUGUUGGAUAUGGCAGCAACAGAAGUACCAAUGGCUGAAGAAAAACUGUCCAGUAACAAAAUUGGUCUCCUUUCAGCAGACAUCCUGAGGAAGGCGUCGUCUUCUGUUGUGCUGAACACGUACAGAAUCACAGAAGAAGGUUGCCAGAUUGAGGAGGAUGGUGUUACUAUCUUCUUUCCAAAAGGAUGCGUCAAGACGGAGAGGUCCCUGUCCUUGGAGGUCGAAAUGCUGCCCAUUGAUGACGCCUUGACAAAGGCUUUCUCAGCUGUGACCCCGAUACUGACUGUGCACCAGGAAAAGGAGGAGGACUUCUUAGAGCCCGUGAGCGUCACUCUGCCGUGGGCAUGGAAGAAGAGCGACUGCGGCACAGAUAAGACCGUCCUGAUGGAGAGAAAGUCAAAUCAUCCCCAGUGGUCGCUGCUAAGGACAGAGUUUCAAGAGACAGAGGACGCAGUCACAUUCACAACGAGACACUUUUCUGGGAUUGCCGGUGCCAAGGAAAGUGGCAAAGUGGGAGAAAGUUCGACCCCCCCUGCAGAAAGGCCAGGGAAGCAGGAGGAGACUGCCAAUUCGGGGGCGUCAGAGUCAAAUGUUCCAUCAGAGUCAAAUGUUCCUUCAACAUCUCCAACCACGUGUCUAUCAUUCAAGGGGUGUUGGAACAGGUACACUGAAGACAAAGUGUACCUCAUAGUAAACCCAAACCAGGCAACAACAGACAACAACUGCAUCCACCUCAUGUGUGUUCACAAGGACGACGACCCCAACGACUUUUUCCAAGCUGACAAUAUGUUGCCGCUCCCACCGUUCAAACAGCGCAUCGUCAUGGGCUGGGAAGAAAGGAUAGACGCCAAAUUUGAUGAAGAAAAAGAGGUCAUUGGGGAUUCUCGUGAUCUUAAGGAAGGUAUCAUCUUCUUCUUCCCACCAGCUAACUGCAACAGGUGGUCAGUUGGACUGAUCCUGAACAAUCCGAGCCAAACCAAAAAGAUGUACCAAGGAGCCGUCCAUUUCAGACUUUCUAAACCCGGAUCACAAAUAACUGAUCUCAAGCGCCGGAUCCCGUCAGCGACAGUGUAUUUCCACUCUGAAGAUGAGGGGAAGACAAGUCAGGUUCAGCAGAAGGAAGGCACUGUGAUCACCAUGAUCAAGGCGUCCCAGAUACAACAUAAGAAAGCCGUCGUGUCUGUUCUGAUGGUUAACGAUACGUACGGCACGUCCCAAGGAGGUACAUCGACCACGAACCGUCAGGUGUCGCAAUUUCUGCAGCGACAUGGUGCUACAGUUCAUGCUACGGCUUUGCAAGCAUCUGAAGAAGACAAGCGGUGUGCCACAGACGAUGGUGUCAUUUUGCAUUUGCCUGUUCGAAAUCCCAGGGACAAGAGGACACCUUCUUUGGAAUGGUUGACCCACUACCACAGCUUCCACUACCCAGAUAUACUACAGGAUCUGAAGUGCAUUGUGGGUCAUGUAGAUGUCACAAGUGGGGCUGCAAAGAGCAUUCAAGAGAACCGCUGUCAACACGCAAAAUUGGUUCUUUUCAACCACGACAUGCCAGAAGAGACGGAGCCUUACAUGGGGACCAAGAAAGCGAUGGCCGCGAGGAGGAAGAUGGACGACAUUCUCGAGGAUGCAAAGAAUGCAGAUGCGGUGUUUUCAUUGGGAAGAAGGAUCUACGACUACUUCGAGACGAAGUACAUGUCACUUGGAGAAAGCAGACCACGCCAACACUUCUUGUUUCUUCCAAGGCCAUCCCCAGUGUUUGAAGCCAUCUCUGUCAGACCAGGAGGAGGACAGAAAGUCGUGCUGUCUGUCGGGAGAGUGACCGAAGUGGACAAGCUGAAGGGCCAUGACCUGGUAGCACGGGCGUUGGGGGAGGUUGCAGAGAAGAUUACAAACGUCAGAUUGUGUGUUCGCGGAAUAGAUGAAGAUGGCUGGGAGGCGAGCAAGAGAAUCCUGGAGGAGAACCUGCACAGUAGUAAGAUCAAACCCACCCUGUUGCCAUGUGGAACCCAGGAGGACAUCGCUCAGGACAUGCAGCAGGCCCACCUGGUCCUGAUGCCGUCCCGUGCCGAGCCGUUCGGACUGAUCGGUCUGGAGGCCAUCGCAGCAGGCAUCCCUGUACUCAUCUCUGACAAGUCAGGACUAGCAGACAUGAUCAUGGACUUGAUCAAGGAGAGGAAGUGCCCUGCAGACAUGAGGCACAGGAUCGUGACAACCAGCGCGAGGGAGUCCGACCUGGAUGAGGAUGCAAGAAAAUGGGCAAAAAAGAUUGCAGACACUUUGGAAUUCUCUGAGUCAGAAUUUGACAGAGCAGCAGAGUACAAGAAUAAGCUUCUUGAGUCCAAGUACUGGGAAGAGUCGCACCAAAACCUGCUGAGGGUCUGUGGAUUGAUUGACUGACUCUAGAUCGCGUCCACUCUUCCACGUGUCGGAUUCUUUUUUGCUGAUUCUGGUCCACAAAAUUAAUGCGAUCAGUAAUGAGUGUAUGUGUUCCAAAGAGUUCUUGAAUUACUUGACACUGACCUCACUUGCGUGAUGUACAUCUUUGAAAUUGUACAUUGACAGUGGCAAAGACAUUGGUAAA